Molecule: messenger RNA, 1047 nt
Organism: Scaptodrosophila lebanonensis
Lineage: Eukaryota; Metazoa; Arthropoda; Insecta; Diptera; Drosophilidae
Gene: zuc
Product: mitochondrial cardiolipin hydrolase
Exons: 2
Coding region: 77-799 (240 amino acids)
Biological process (GO): piRNA processing
Cellular component (GO): mitochondrion
Molecular function (GO): RNA endonuclease activity producing 5'-phosphomonoesters, hydrolytic mechanism
Source: RefSeq, a predicted model, not a curated record
ACAUAUAUUUAGUUGAUUUUUGGGUUAUCUUUAUAACGCGUUACUUUCAUGAUUAAUAUAUGAGCAUAACGCCGACAUGUUUCAAAUAAUCAAAGAUCAUCCUUAUUGGCUCACGUUUGCUUUUGGUGUCGGCACGGUGCUCGCCUCUGAAAUUUUCUUGCUCGGCAUAAAAUACGUGCGUAAACGGAAACUACAGAUUCAUGAGGUCAUUAUGUUUAAUGACCAGAGCGAAGCAUGCGCAACAGAGCACAUGUUUAGGGAUGAGCUGCACCAAGAGAUUAACUGUUCCAACAAAUUCUGCUCUGUGCGCAAUUUGGCGCGCAUUAUACAACAGAUUGAUAAAGCCGCAUACAGCAUUGAUAUUGCCAUCUACACGUUCACUAACAUAGCAUUAAUGACUGCCAUCGAAAGGGCGUUAAAACGCGGUGUUAUUGUGCGAAUAAUUACCGAUCGUGAAAUGGCCUUCUCCAGCGGUUCGAAGAUUGCAUGUCUUGCCCCCUAUGGUGUACCUGUGCGUGGUCCGGACUCGACGUUCAUGAUGCACCACAAAUUCUGCAUUAUUGAUGGGGAAGCACGUAUUAAGGAGAUUAUGAAGAUGAAUGGACGCAAAUAUUUGGCGCUCCCCUAUUGUAGCAUUUUAAUCAACGGUUCAGUGAAUUGGACCAGGCAGGGCUUUGGAGGUAACUGGGAGAAUUGCACUAUUACUUCCGAUAAGCUGCUCACUGAAAAAUACCAAGAGGAAUUCCUUAAUUUGUGGAAAUCUUUCGAUAAAUCCGGGAAGUUUCCUACGGUGGCCUAAACCGUUUGAUCCGACUUUCAAAUUACUUAUUCUACUAUGUGCCAAGUGCCUAUUUAUGGGCAUUCAUUAUCUAUCAGGUUGACCAAAGAAUUUUUAAAAAUGUAUGGAAAAUUUACUUAAGCAAUCAUUUUUAGACUUAUGUUAUUGAUUUUGUUUAACUAUUUGAUAAUUAAUAUGAAAGACUUGUUUAAUUCGUUAUCCUUUAUUCAAUUCAUUUUUUAUAUAUUACAUUUGAGUAUAUAUUACAU